Cetraspora pellucida is the source of this 1047-nucleotide messenger RNA. Lineage: Eukaryota; Fungi; Glomeromycota; Glomeromycetes; Diversisporales; Gigasporaceae. The record is from the annotation of a GenBank genome assembly.
AUGAAUGAGCCGUACUCUGGUUAUCACGCUGUUGUCUCCUACAUAAAAGAUAACACGCAAUGUUCCUACACUGAAUUUUUAAAUCUUAAUCGUAAUGUCGUCCUUUUCUCGCAACCUUUUUCAAAUGAAUGGAGUGUUCUUGACCUCACUUGGGCUCGUAGAUUUUUGACGAAAGCAAAAGAAUUAAAAGAAUAUGACUAUGCAACUAUAGAAGAAAAGGUAAAAAAACAACGUGAAAACAAGGGUUUGCAGAUCUACUGGGAAACAAUAAUCUACGAGCGGGAAAAGAUGGAGGCACAGCGAGCACAUCUCACUGGUAGUAUGAAAGUGUACAGCAAAGUGGCAGAACACAACGCUGAAAUAUUAUCUUCCGAAGACUAUUCCAAUAUCUUUCCUUCAAAUACCUCCAUGUCCCCUGAAAUUGAGCCAGAAAUCGAUGUUUCUGAGAACAAAGAAGGUUCGAAAACAAGUAAUUUGGAUACACCAGAUCACGAGGAGACGGAUGAUGAAGAGGAGGUGGAGACGACUGACAAUAAAGAGGUGAAAGAAAAUAAGAGAGAAUGUGGAAACUUUCAACGGGAAAAUAUGUCGAAGAAGAAUUCUUUAAUUAGGAAAACAAUUAAAAUUCGAGCAGUUAAUGUCAGUGAUGAGAUAAUUAAGCACCAUUUCAAUAAGGAAGAACGUGAUGAAAUAGAUUCCGCGCCCGGUCCACAGGUGCCUGGUAUUUCGGAUGAAAUAAAUGAUUUUCUGAUGGAGUUCCUUGACAAGUCGACAUUGAAAGAUAUUCGAAAGAUUAUAAAAGAAAUGAUGUUUGAUGAUAAUUAUGAUCACAAAAAAGAUCAUGAUAAGGAUUAUAUCAUUUAUGCCAUAUAUUCAUUAGAAAUUGAAAACGGAAGCUUGAAAGUAGCUAAUUUUGAGGCUUGGUUUAAUUGUCACGUGUGGAACCCAAUCCUCGAUCAAGCCUUUGGUGAUAUGGAUGUGAUAACCGUCAUCAGAGUGGAAAGCACAAGCUUGGCAUCAGGAACGCAAAAGAAUGUGAAAAGAUAA